CGAAUCCAAAACCCCAUCUCGCCCCUCCCCUGCGUGGUCGCCGGCCGCCGCCAGCACCUCGUCCCUCCCCUGCGCCCUAGCCCGCCGCCCCCAACACCUCGCCCAUCCCCUGCGUGGUCGCCGGCCGCCCCCACACCGCGCCUCCUCUCCGCCCUAGCCGCGCACCAACACCUCGCCCCGGCGUGCCCUAGCCGGCCGCCCCCAGCACCUCGCCCAUCCCCUGCGUGGUCGCCGGCCGCCCCCACAGCACGCCUCCCCUCCGCCCUAGCCACGCACCAGCACCUCGCCCCGGCGUAUUCGCCGGCCUCCCCACACUGCGCCUCCCCUGCGCACUAGCCGGCCGGCCCCAGCACCUCGCCCAUCCCCUGCGUAUUAGCCGGCCGCCCCCAGCGUGGUCGCCGGCCACCCCCACACCGCGCCUCCCCUCCGCCCUAGCCGCGCACCAGCACCUCGCCCCGGCGUAUUCGCCGGCCUCCCCACACUGCGCCUCCCCUCCACCCUAGCCGCGGACGAGCACCUCGCCCCUUCGCCGGCCUCCCCUCACAGCGCCUCCCCUCUGCCCUAGCCAACCCAGCACGCUCUGCCCCCUCCUCUCACGCGGCUGGUCCGCCACAGAUCCUCCAGGCGACCUUCGUUGCAGUCGACGGCCAAGAAGAAGUGCGAGAAGCGAGGGGAGAAAGGAGGCCGCCGGGGCCGGCGAGUUGCCGUGCAGUGGGUGUGGACGGGUCAGGCUGGGGCGAUUGAGUCCGCCGCCGCCGCCCACGCCCAUUGAAAUCUCCUCCACCGCGGGCACACAACUUACAGAGAGCUGUACACAAAUAAUAUUCAGGUCACUAUCCCAGCUGAGCUUCGGAGUCUCAAGAGCCUUAUUACCUUGGACUUCUAUGACAGCAAUAUAUGCAGGGACAAUACCAAUAGAACUCAGCAAGCUGAGAUCCUUAGUUUUCCUGGUCGCCACCAGUCAAGUCUCCUCCACUGCCUGCUCCAGUGAGCAAUCCCUCUCCACCACUGCCUGCUCUGGGUUACAAAAGUCUAUCUUUCACAUCGGUAAACAUGUUCGAGAAAGGAGAAAGCUCAAAAGGACGAAAGCGUCCUCGUGGUUCUAGUCGCUCUGCUGGCCUCACACCAGAACAAAAAAGACAAGCAAGGCGGGAACGUGAUAAAAAGCGCCGUCAAAGUUUGACACCCGAGGCUAGGGAAGAGAUAAAUGCUCGCAGAAGAGCGCACACGGAAAGUUUAACACUUGAAGAGAGACAGGCUGCUAAUGCCCGCCGAAGGGCGGCUCGGAAAAACUUGCCAAUUGAGGAGAGACAAGAGGCCAAUGCUCGCCUUAGGGCUGCUAGGAAAAACAUAUCACCCGAGGCAAGGCAGGCACUACUAGAUCAUCGUAAGGCAAGCUACGCAGCUAGGCGAGACACUCUGUGCACGGAGUCCAUCGCAAUGCGAUGCCCCGAGCCAUGUGCUCUACAAGUAGACCACCCAUCAUCGAGCACACCAACAUUCAGAGAUAGAAAUGAUGAUGAUAUGGAAUCCCUCCUCAACGGUAUCAGGGGUAUGGACACCAUCCAUGAGGAUGACAUGGAUGAGGAGUACUACAUCUUCAGUGGUGAAGGUGGAAAUGUUAGCGAGGACGUCGACUUUAAUGAAGAAGUCGAUGACUUUGUAGAAGGCUCCAAUGCCCCGGAUCCUUAUGAUAUCGUUUACUCAAACAUACCUAAAAAUACACAUUCCCUAAAACCCGUUGCAAGCUGCAAACACUGUGGUGCAAAAAGGUUUCAGUAUGAGUCAAAGGGUUUCUGUUGUCGGUUGGGGAAAAUCAAGUUGGCAAAUGUAGCACCCAUCCUAGAACUUAUGAGGCUCUGGUCGAGUGAAGAUUCUGAUGCAAGGCAUUUUCGGGAGAGCAUUAGAUUCUUCAAUGGUCACUUUUCUUUCACAACCCUCGGUGUCAGCCUUGAUAAUAACUACACCAACAUGAGGUCAGGGGUGUACACGUUUCGGGCUCAUGGCCAGAUGUACCACAAUGUGCAUUCAUUUGGUCCAAGGGAUUCCGGACCGGACCAUUUGCAGUUGUACUUCUAUGAUGACGACCCCACCUUGCAACAUCGCUUUCGGCAUUCUCCUAGCCUUGACCAAGAGGUCAUUACAAAGUUGGUCAACAUCCUUAGGGACAACCCAUACUCCCAAAUUUUUAGGAGCCUAGGCCAAACCGAGGACCUUGCGGAGUAUAGAAUAUCCUUGAACACUGACCAGAGGUUGGACCAACGAAGGUACAAUGUACCGCUAUCGUCAGAGGUGGCUGCUGUCUGGGUUGAGGGCAAUGACCUUGUUAGGAAGUUCAAACGAAGCGUUAUCUUGUACGGAAAUGACAACACGAAGAGUGGUAUACAACCAUAUUAGGGUUGCUAUGACCCCCUAUCGUACCCCCUCUUCUUCCCGAGGGGAGAGCUUGGUUGGCAUCCUCAGAUCCCAAAGGUUGGUGUCUCCUUAGAUGAGGUGCUCCAGUCUAAUGAAAAUGAAGACAACGACCCAGGUUAACCAUUUGGUGUACUUAUGUGUAGUUUCUUUUUUUUCUCCAUAUUGAAUGUCCACCUAAUUUUGUGCUACCCACUUUAUAGAAAUGAAUAGCCGCCUAUGCGUCUCUGUUAGGGACUACUACUGCUAUAGGUUACAGACACGUCCUAGGAUAUUCAACCCCAUAUUGCAUGGCCAGCGUCUAUUCCAACAGUUCGCUGUUGACAUGUAUAUCAAGGUGGAGGGCACAAGGCUGGACUGGAUCAGGAAUCACCAAAAAGAGAUACGCGCUGACCUAUAUAAAGGCGUCAUGGAUAGCAUCACUGCCGGAGAGAGUCGUGCAAAUGCGGUGGGCAAGAGGACGGUACUGCCUAGAUCAUUCCAAGGGAGCUGUAGGGAUAUGAAGCGGAGGCACAUGGAUGCCAUGGCAUUAGUCCAAAAGUACGGAAAGCCAGAUAUCUUCCUUACAAUGACCUGCAAUCCCAACUGGGAAGAGAUAGUUUGUGCACUAGAACCUGGCCAAACCCCACAAGACCGCCCUGAUCUCAUUGUUAGAGUAUUCAAAGCUAAGUUGAAGGACCUAAAGAAGCAGCUAUUCAAGAAGCACAUCCUCGGCAAGGUAAUUGCGUAUGUGUAUGUAAUUGAGUUCCAAAAGAGAGGCCUCCCACAUGCUCACUUCCUGUUGAUCAUGGAGUCCGGAUACAAGCUCACAACUCCAGAGCAAUAUGAUCGCCUCAUCUCAACUGAGCUUCCAGACAAGCAUAAGUAUCCGGAGCUAUAUGCGAUGGUAAUAAAGCAUAUGAUGCACGGGCCUUGCGGGGUCUUAAACCCCAAGAACGUGUGCAUGCAGGAUGGAUGUUGCAAGAAUCGUACCCACGUCCAUUUAACACGACUACCGUCCAAGGAAAGGACUCGUACCCCAUUUACCGGAGACAUGACGACCAUCAUCGAGCACAAGUCCGAGGGAAAAUUCUAGAUAACAGGUGGGUUGUGCCAUAUAACCCUUACCUCCUGAGGAUGUACAAUUGUCAUAUCAAUGUUGAGGUGUGCUCUAGCAUAAAGGCCGUUAAGUACCUUUACAAGUACAUAUACAAGGGCCACGAUCGGACUUCGGUCUCUCUUGAUGAGCCUGAUAGUAAUGGCGAAAUUGAUGAGAUCAAGAGAUACUUAGAUGCGAGGUGGGUUACACCACCAGAGGCACUAUGGAGGAUUUAUGGCUUCCACCUUAGUGAAAACUUCCCAUCUGUGAAGCAAUUGCAACUUCAUCUCCCAGACAUGCACAUGAUCUCGUUUAACGCGGCCAUGAUCUGAAUGACGUCGUCACUCGUGAGGGUGCAUCCAAGACAAUGCUCACAGAGUAUUUUGAGGCUAACAGGACAAUUACGGAGGCUCGAGGAAUUCUAUACAAGGAUUUCCCAGAAAAGUUUGUAUGGCACGCGACCCUGAAAAUAUGGAAAACGAGGACAAAACAGUUCCAGGUUGGUAGAAUCGUGUCGGCUCAUCCUGCUGAGGGAGAACGGUACUACAUGAGGGUGUUGUUAAACCAUGUGACCGGAUCGACAUCGUUCGAAGACCUGAGGACGGUGGAUGGUGUCCUUUGCCCAAGCUUCCGAGAAGCCGCUGAAAGAAGGGGUCUCGUUGAGGCUGACAACACCCUUGACGAAUGUCUUACAGAGGCUGAGCUAUUCCAGAUGCCAUCCUCGUUGCGUAGGCUCUUUGCAACUAUCUUGGUGUUUUGCGAGGCUAGCGAUGUGCGCGGGCUCUGGGAUAAGCACCUAGGUGCAAUGUUAGAGGACUAUCGACGGAUCCACACAUGCCCACACAUAGUGGAGCAGAAGGUGUUGCUAGACAUCAGGAACAUGCUGCAAUCGAUGGGAAAAGACAUAACGUUGUUCCCUUUGCCCAACAUUGAUGAGUCGCAUGACACUAUCGGUGGCGAGGGUAGAGAGAUCAUUGAGGAGUCCUCAAUCGAGGUAGACAUUGAGCACGCUUCUCUAGCAUCCUCCCUUAACCUCGAGCAAAAAUCCGCCUACGAUGAGAUAUUAUCCGCCAUCGAUAGUGGCAAUGGAGGUGUCUUCUUUGUAGAUGGCCCGGGAGGCACUGGGAAGACUUUUUUAUAUAAAGCAUUACUUGCGAAGGUUCGUAGCGAGGGCAAGAUGGCCGUGGCAACUGCGACAUCGAGAGUUGCAGCGUCUAUCAUGCCUAGAGGCAGGACCGCACACUCAAGGUUUAAGAUCCCGCUCAACAUUGACGAAGGCGCAACAUGUAGCUUUACGAAGCAGAGUGGGACGGCCAAGCUCCUUCGCAUGGCAUCUCUCAUAAUAUGGGACGAGGCCUCCAUGACAAAGCGCCAGGCAGUUGAGGCACUCGACAAUAGCAUGCGGGAUAUAAUGGGCCGACAUGACCUGCCAUUUGGGGGGAAGACCGUUGUGUUUGGCGGGGACUUUAGGCAGGUCCUCCCAGUUGUCCGGAAGGGGACAAGGCCCCAGAUUACCGACGCGACUUUGCGCAUGUCAUACCUAUGGGAAAGCAUGCGACAACUCAAGCUCAUUCGUAACAUGAGGGCACAGAACGAUGAGUGGUUUGCAGAUUUUUUGCUACGUGUCGGGAAUGGCACCGAGGAGACAGACGAGGACAGCAACAUUUGCCUGCCUCAAGAAAUUUGUGUGCCGUGUACUGGGGAAGGACGCUGACCUUGACAAGCUAAUUGAACAUGUCUUUCCUUGUCUAGAUGAGAACCUGACCGACCCGAAUUACAUCACAUCUCAAGCAAUUCUAUCGACCAAGAAUGAAAAUGUCGACAUGAUAAACUUGAGGAUGAUAGAGCGUUUCCAAGGUCAAGAGAUGGUAUAUCACAGCUUCGAUCGGGCAGAGGAUGAUCCCCACAACUACUACCCCUCUGAAUUUCUCAACUCACUCACUCCAAAUGGGCUUCCUCCACAUGUUCUAAAGCUGAAGAUUAACUGUCCAGUUAUACUUCUGCGGAACAUCAACCCUGCUAAUGGACUAUGCAACGGAACAAGGUUGGUUGUUCGGGGGUUUCAAAAAAACGCUAUCGAUGCUGAGAUUGUGCUAGGACAACAUGCUGGAAAGAGGGUGUUCCUCCCUCGUAUACCCUUGUGCCCCUCCGAUGAUGAGAUAUUCCCUUUUCGGUUUAAGAGGAAGCAAUUUCCAAUAAGGCUAAGUUUUGCUAUGACAAUCAACAAGGCACAAGGGCAGACCAUUCCUAAUGUUAGUGUUUACCUGCCUGAUCCUGUUUUCUCCCACGGCCAGUUGUACGUCGCACUGUCUAGAGCCACCGCUAGAAGAAAUAUAAAGAUAUUAGCCAUCUCUAAUUGCGACAGGAAUGUCCGAUCCAAAUCUGGAAAGUCUAGAGGAACAAAAACUCGAAAGAUCCUAGACACCGCUGGAAAUGGCAAAAAGGGCAACGAUUUGCUGUCCAAGUCAGCCAAGUCUCAAGGGACAAUUACGCGAAACAUAGUGUACAGGGAAGUUCUCACAACAUAGACAUUUGAGCCAAUUCUAAAAAGGUUACCAUGUAGAAGGCCACAAGCAGUUGUACAUACUUUUUACUCAUAUAUGUUCAAGGGAGCUCGAUUUUGAUGUACAUUCUCUAUAAUGUGUCAUGUUCUUAACGACCUUUUUUUUAUCCUAUUAAUUGGGAGCUUUCUCAUUCCCUGGCUCAAUAAUCUCUUUAUGGCAGUAAUGAUCGAAUGUGCUAUUAUAUUUCUAUGUGCUUUCAGAUUUUGUAGUGUUUUGGUGGAAUGAGAGAUAUGUACAUAACAAAAGCAUAAUAGAGAUACAUGAACUGAACAAAAGUGACAAAAACAUGUUAUGCUAGCCUUUAAAUUUUGUUGUGUACUUUGCUAUCUUUAGAAGAUUUAGAAGACACAUGAACUGAACUUUACCUUGCAGUUAUUUUCUCCUCUCUCAUCUCUAGAGAAGCUUGUUCAUUCAACUCAUCUUGUAAGUUCCAGUCCGUCAUUUUCUAAAAGUAGAGCAUGGUAUCUGUUUCACAGGAGCAUUCAUGAGGGACACCAAAAUGUGCUAGAGGUCAUCGAACUCUGUACUUCCAAUUAAGGAGUUCCUCUGUUUUGGACUGCGGUUGAUAUUCCAGGAGGAGCUAUGUCCAUUCACUUGUAUAUGUGAAAGAGAAUUACAUAUUCCUGGCUGUUGGAAGAAUGGGGUCAAGUAGUGAGUUGAUUGCCUUCGAGUUGAGUUUGUACAUGAGGCAGUACAGUGAAAGUGACUUCGAUGGAACCAAAAUAUCAAAUCUCUCUCUCUCUCUCUCUCUCCCCUGAUGUUAUAUAAUCCAAGGGUAGAGCACCAAUCACUCAGGAUGAAUCGACCUAGCUAGGCAGUAGUCUGCGGAUGGGAAAGGAGCUCCUGCUAGCUGGAGCACUUUCCUCCUCAGGUGCACAAGCACCACCGAAGUAGAGUGUCUCUCUCCAUUGCACUGCAGCACCAUCACCAAAUAACAGCAUGAAGCGCCAAAGAGUUUGUGCACCACAUAUCCCAACUCUGAAGGAUGUCCAUCACGGCACCAGAUGGAGUUUAUGUCUCCGAGUAUACCACAAGUUUCAUGUUGAGAGAAUUGGACAUGGUAGGAAGAGGGUCAACUUUGUUUUGUUGGAUGCAGAGGGCACAAAGAUGGCUGCCACCAUAUAUGAUGACCAAGUUGAUCGUUUAGAUCCAUUGCUUAAAGAAGGCAUAGCCUAUUAUGUGUCGAUGAUGUCUGUUGAACCAAUUUCAAGUACGCAACGAUGAAUGUUUGCUGAUAAUCCUUAUGAAUGUCGUUUCACUUCCGUCACUCAAGUGUUUGAGAUGAGAAACAUGGGUGAAGGGACAAUCCCUUUCUUUCCUCCCUUCCUUCCAUGUGAUCGGAUUUUCGCAUCCACUCUUUAUAAUGACAUCUAUGUCGAUGUCAUUGGAAUGGUUUUGUAUGUAAGCUCAGUGGCUUUUGCGGAUGGCAUCUAUAAUAGGCGAAUCCCAUUUAGGAAUCUUCUUCUGAUGGAUGACAAGUUUAAUUUUGUGAACGUACGUGUGAAGGACAAAAUGGAAAGUGGCCACACUCGUGCUUGGGCAAGAAGUGCUGAGGAGUGUACAAUUGUUAUUGUUACCAUGCUGAGAGUAAAGCAUGCUGAGCAAUGUCUGCAUACUACUACCUUCAAUAGGGUGCACUUUGGUCCAGAUGUUGAUGUUGCACGUCAGAUGAAAAAGAGGAUCAACAAUGACCUUAGUUGAUCUACUUUAAGUCAGCACAAACAGUGGAAGGAGCCUUUUGUAGCCACCUAUUGAGCCAAGGAUGCUAGAAGAAGUAAGAAGUUGAAGCCUUAGGAGACAAACACAAAACACACCAGCUGUGUGUGCAUCGAUGAAAAUGGACCUUUUGCAACCACCUUUCAAUGUUUACAUGUUUUUAUUUUGUUAUUAUGGCCUCUUAGCACUACUUGUGGCCUAAAUCAUGUUAUGGUUGAUUGGAAAAUGCCGUCGCUGUUAUGGAUGAAAAUGUCGUAAUUCUACUUUAUCACAAGUUAUGUUAUUUUGUGAUCUGAAUAGCUGUGUUCCUUGUGAGUAAGGAUAAGAAUCUUUUGAAACUUUUCGUUGUGAGUCUAAUUGCAAAUGGACAUGAGCUUUA
Molecule: messenger RNA, 8149 nt
Organism: Brachypodium distachyon (stiff brome)
Lineage: Eukaryota; Viridiplantae; Streptophyta; Magnoliopsida; Poales; Poaceae
Exons: 17
Coding region: 3858-5204 (448 amino acids)
Biological process (GO): telomere maintenance; DNA repair
Molecular function (GO): DNA helicase activity
Source: RefSeq, a predicted model, not a curated record